Molecule: messenger RNA, 996 nt
Organism: Funneliformis caledonium
Lineage: Eukaryota; Fungi; Glomeromycota; Glomeromycetes; Glomerales; Glomeraceae
Source: the annotation of a GenBank genome assembly
AUGUCUUUACCUUACAAAAAACUUCAAGGAUAUGAAUUUUAUCAGAACGUUCUUAAUGGAGCAAAAUUUUUUUUAGCGCCUAUGGUUGAUCAGUCAGAAUAUGCAUGGCGUAUUUUGUCACGUCGUUACGGUGCUCAAGUUUGCUAUACUCCAAUGCUUCACGCAAAAAUGUUUUGCGAUGAAAGUAAUAAACAAUAUCGGUCUGAUGUAUGGUCUACUGGAAUAGACGAUCGUCCAUUAAUAGUUCAGUUUUGUGCUAAUGAUGCAGAGGUAUUACUCAAAGCUUCCCUAAAAAUACAAAAUCAAUGUGAUGCGAUCGAUCUAAAUUUAGGCUGUCCACAACAUAUCGCCAAGCGUGGACAUUAUGGAUCUUUUUUACAAGAUGAAUGGGACUUGAUUUAUAAAUUAACUAAAAUACGCGUUUUUCCCGAGGUAGAAAAAACAAUAAGAUAUGCAAAAAUGAUUGAAAGCGCAGGAGCACAAUUAUUGACAGUGCACGGUCGAGUGCGUCAACAAAAAGGGCACAAAACUGGUUUAGCUGACUGGGAACAAAUUCGUCAAGUUAAGGAAGUUCUCAAAAUUCCUGUAAUAGCUAACGGAAAUAUUCUUUACUUUGAAGAUAUUCAACGAUGCUUAGAUGCGACUGGCGCUGAUGGAGUUAUGUCUGCCGAGGGUAAUUUAUACAAUCCCGCUAUAUUUUCUGGAAUUAACCCCCCAGUAUGGCAAAUGGCAAAAGAAUAUUUGGAAAUUUGUCGGACUGUUCCCACUAAGAUUUCAUAUAUUCGGGGACAUCUUUUUAAGAUUUAUAGACCAGCUCUCCCAUUUCAUGUAGACUUGAGAGAACAAUUGGCCAAAGUUAAUACUCUUGAUGAUCUUUGUGUUUUAUCGGAGAAAUUACAGGAGAGAUUAAUGAAAACUGCAGAAGAAUCAAACCUCUCAUAUAAGAAAAUGACAAAAAUAGCUCAAAUAAUAAUUUUACAUGAUGAAUCUACGUAG